Pungitius pungitius (ninespine stickleback) is the source of this 2352-nucleotide messenger RNA. It is a transcript of the gene gjb8, whose product is annotated as gap junction protein beta 8. Gene Ontology annotation, biological process: gap junction-mediated intercellular transport; cell-cell signaling. The record is from RefSeq and is a predicted model, not a curated record. The transcript is spliced from 2 exons. Lineage: Eukaryota; Metazoa; Chordata; Actinopteri; Perciformes; Gasterosteidae. Gene Ontology annotation, cellular component: connexin complex. Bases 251 to 1030 code for a protein of 259 amino acids. Gene Ontology annotation, molecular function: gap junction channel activity.
UGUGUCUCAGUUGGAGGACGCACCACGAGACGGACCUGGUCCAAGAAAGAGACGUUUUUCUUUUCUUCUAUUAAUUCAGGAUUAAUUAUUUUUCUCUUUGCGGGUGAUUCUUUGUUUCUCUACAGAAACAGGUGGUCCUCCGUCAUCACAGGUGGUCCUCCGUCAUCACAGGUGGUCCUCCGUCAUCACAGGUGGUCCUCCGUCAUCACAGGUGGUCCUCCGUCAUCACAAGUGGUCCUCUGCUACCACCAUGUCGUGGGGGGCGCUCUACGCCCAGCUGGGCGGAGUCAACAAACACUCCACCAGCCUGGGGAAGAUCUGGCUCUCCGUCCUCUUCAUCUUCCGUAUCACCAUCCUGGUCCUGGCCGCAGAGAGCGUGUGGGGAGACGAGCAGUCCGACUUCACCUGCAACACGCAGCAGCCCGGCUGCAAGAACGUCUGCUACGACCAUUUCUUCCCCGUGUCGCACAUCCGCCUGUGGUGCCUGCAGCUGAUCUUCGUCUCCACGCCGGCGCUGCUGGUGGCCAUGCACGUGGCCUACAGGAACCGCGGGGACAGGAGGACCAUGCUGGCCUCCAACGGCACCGAGCGAACGACGGACAGCGAGCUGCAGACGCUGAAGAGGAGGCGCCUGCCCAUCACGGGCCCGCUGUGGUGGACCUACACCUGCAGCCUGUUCUUCCGCCUGAUCUUCGAGGGCGGCUUCAUGUACGCGCUGUACUUCGUGUACGGCGGCUUCCAGAUGCCGCGCCUGGUGAAGUGCGAGCAGUGGCCCUGCCCCAACAAAGUGGACUGCUUCAUCUCCAGGCCCACGGAGAAGACCAUCUUCACCAUCUUCAUGGUGUCCUCCUCCACCAUCUGCAUGGUGCUGAACGUGGCCGAGCUGUGCUACCUCAUCGCUAAGGCGGCGCUGAGGUCCUCGGCCCAGUCCAACCGGAGGAAGCGCACGCUGCAGGACAAAAGCCACCUGCAGAACGUGAAGAACGAGCUGCUGUCCGGCGACUCGCACUCCGCCACCAAGACUUGCUGAGGGACGGGCAGCCGCCCUGUGGAACCACAGAAGAAGAGAACCCCCCCCCCCCCUCCAUUAUUUAUGUUUUGGAAGAUUACCACAAAAAAACCCCGUCCCAAACAGCAGAAGUAUCACAGGCGUCGAAGCCAGUCGUGACCUGUGACCUUCUGAAGACACAUGGUUUAAUCUUCAUUCACCUGGUCCAGGCUGGGCUUAAGGUACGUGAGCCCAGCGUCUCCGAGGCGAGCGAAGGUCGCCUGGUUGAACUUAAAGAGAUGUUUCGUACACUGUGCACAUGAAAAGGAGGCUUUUUAUCGUGAUUUGCUUGAAUGUUUUAGUCCACGCUGACAUCUGGUGGUUCUGGGUGGAACCUCAGAGAGAACCUGAAGGAUUUUAGUGGUAAUGAAGAGGAGGAGGAAGGAGAACAAGUGAAGUCAUCAAGACUGAAGCAGAGAAUAAAAGUGCUUUUCUGAUAGUUUUUUAGUGUCUAGUUUAAAAGAGACUUUUUAACGCGUGCUGUUACUAGUUGAUGAGUUUUUAUGAUCCUCUGUGAUCUGAAUUAAGCGACAUGAAGUUUGAAAAAUUGGAUAAAUAAUGCUUUUAUUUUGAUAUCUUCAUAAUGACCAAGAAAUGUGUUGCACAACAUGAUUAUGCUGUAAUAUAACCAGAUGUGAUUGUGUCUGAUCGAAUCAGAAUGACGUUUACUUCUGUAUUUUGUACUUUGCAUAUUUUCACACCAGUCGAUGAAGAAAUGUGGACAAAGAUGAACAUCUGGACUGGACCAGAUGUUUUAUUCUGCAGUCCGGCCAAAGUAGUUUGAUCUAAUCUCACAUGAACAAACCCAGCAUAUGUUCAUAAGGACCAGAUGUUUAGGCAAAACGAUCAUUUCUGGCUUUUGUUAAAAAAAAAAAAUACACAUCCAAAGCAGGAUUGAUGUCAAGGUCUUACUAUUCAGAAUUAUGGUUAAUAUGCUUCAUAUUAGUCAUUAAUAUUUCACUAACAAUCUGGAUUAUCAAGAGAAGCGAUUUUAACAAAUGUUGAGGGUUUACUCCCCAUUUUCUUUAACAUUUUACUUAUUGAUUAAAUACUAAACCAAGUACUUAUGUUAAUGCUUUUUUUUGUAACCAAAGCCAGAUGUUUAGUACUGCUCAUUAUUAUAAUUAUCAUUAACAAUAGUUAAUUUAAUAACAGCAUUGUUUAAUUUGUAUUAUUGUUGUAUUAAAAACAAUAGUGUGUCAUUUAUGAAUAAUACGAGUAGUGUACCGUCGGGUCGAACUGGACCUCCUGACCUCACGGCUGGAUCAGUGAGCCUUUUUUAGCCAGCACACUAAUCAGGGGGG